Rhodamnia argentea is the source of this 2043-nucleotide messenger RNA. RefSeq names its product serine/threonine-protein kinase-like protein ACR4. The record is from RefSeq and is a predicted model, not a curated record. The coding region runs from base 185 to 1198 and encodes 337 amino acids. The transcript has a single exon. Gene Ontology annotation, biological process: protein phosphorylation. Gene Ontology annotation, cellular component: plasma membrane. NCBI's taxonomy places the organism in Eukaryota, Viridiplantae, Streptophyta, Magnoliopsida, Myrtales, Myrtaceae. Gene Ontology annotation, molecular function: protein kinase activity; ATP binding.
CCUCUUGUCUAAUUCUUUGCUAUGUUCUUCUCUCUCGGAAGUCUUCACCUUCUUUCAAUCCAUAUAUAUAGCUCCAAAUAAACAGUCUUUGAUCUAUUCCAAGGAACCUCGCAUCUGCUCUUGUUCUUCGGAAUUCACUUAUAAGUCCCCCCAUAGAAAUCGAAAUCUAGAGAUAAUCACAGAGAUGACAGAGAGCGACGCCAAGGAAAUCGGUUACGAUCUGGUGAUGGCUCUAUUAUCUUCUUCUGUGAUCAUUCUCGGGAUCCUCCUUGCGAUAUCGUGCAAGAAAAAGCCGGCCGAGUCCGAAGAAGCGCUUCCGGUCAAGGUUUGUACGCGGGCAUACCCUUUAACCGAUAUUGAUUCUGCUACAGACGGUUUCAACCCCGCAAGAAUGAUUGGCCAGGGCCGGGUCGGGACGGUUUAUGCUGCCGCCCUAGCCAGUGGUGAACUCGUCGCCGUGAAGAGGAUUCAUUCGGGCCUCGUCUUGAGCCAUGCAGGCUUCAGGUUCUCGUCCGUGAUCAAGACGAUCUCUUUGGCUCUACACCCGAACAUAGUCCCCAUCUUCGGGUUUUCACAAGCGCCGGGAGAGAGGAUAUUGGUAACCGAGUUUGUUGGCUUGGGAAGCUUGGAAUUCUAUUUGCAUCAGAACACGGAUGGGGCAUCUCUUCUGGAUUGGACCCGGCGGGUGCGGAUCGCUGCCGGGGCGGCUCGGGGACUUGAGUACUUGCACGAGGGCAUGGUGCCUAGCAUAGUACACGGUUGCGUCAAGGCCUCCAACAUCUUGAUCGACCCCAAUUUCUGCGCUAGGGUCUCCGACUACGGCUUGGCGUUCUUGGCGCCGCGCGAGAGGAGAGGCCUCAUCGGAUUCGUGGAUGAUGAGUAUUGGAGCGAGAGAGGAGGGUCAUUCUUGGCUUGCAAAGAGACUGAUGUCUAUGGAUUUGGCGUGGUUUUGUUGGAGCUCUUGAGUGGGAGGAGGUGCGAAGAAGGCUUGCUUGUGAACUGGGCAUUGCCUUUGAUCAAGGACAUGAGGUUUGGUGAGCUCUUGGAUCCUAGGCUUGUGAUUCCAGGUGACUUGAAGCCUCUCGUGAGGUUGGCAAGAGUUGCAUUGGCUUGUGUGGGCAAUACAAGAAAGAACAGGCCUUCCAUCGCGCAGGUCGCGGUGAUUUUGAACAAUUUGGAGAGGGACAUUCGUUCUUGAUGGUCUCUGUGUGUCUCUGCCAUUAACGAAGAUAGAGAUCUCGCCCCGCCGGACGAUCCCAAGAGUGGAUCGAGUAUCGCUCUCAAAUGGUGGAAGGCAGUUUUACUCCGAGCAUGAACAAGGAGAAGCUACCGAUGCAAGAGGAUCCACUCGACGAUACAGCGGUCGAUCGGGGUUUCAAUCAGGUGCACAUGUUUGAUCCUCAGAGACGAUCAGUGGUUUGCGUCGAACCUUUUCGGGUCAAGGAAAUUGCUUCUUCCGGUGGGCGACGAGAACUUCCCGCCACCCAAGCAGGACGGGCCUGCAAGAAACAGGAAUUUACAAUGAUGUCACCUCUUUGUUACGGAGUCUCCUUUGACUUUCAAUAGUCCAUGGCAAGAUCCAUCCAUGUCAAAACGCGUUUGGAUGCACCAGUGCGGAAAUUGCCAAAUAAGGUUCGCUCGUGUAAGUUCACGAUAUCUUGUCAAUUUCGAAUGGGAUCACUCAUUUGAUCUACGAUUGAAGUGCGUUGGAUCUACAUGAAUCGAGCUCGUUCGAAAGUUGUCCCGUGAUGGGUUAUUAUUAUUAUUUUAUUAUUAUUUAUUUUUAUCUUUCCUCCCGAUAAAUUACUUUUUUUCUUUUUUAAUGGUUUGGUAUGAAGUGAAUUGGAAAAGGUCCAAAGGAGGGUGCGCUGGGAGAGGUCAACAACUUUGUUUUCGUGUGGAAUGGAGGCAUCCCUUUGUGGGGAGUGAAAGGGACGCAUGCAUUGGACUUCUUGGUUGAUCUAUCGCAAUUCUAACUUGUUUUUUGCGACAUGUACGCUGUUUUUGAACGUGCGUCGAUGGAUUUCUAUAUCCACUAGCAUC